CAUUCCCAGCUCAGUGAUAUUUUCUUUAGCGGUCUUCGGCGUAGCCUUGUGAGUCUUCGUUAGUUACUGGCUAUAGUUGGGUUAGCUAUGGAGGGAGACGGGAGCCAAGCCACAUCUGGAGGAACCCCUAAUGAUUCGCAACACGACCCGGGUAAAAUGUUUAUCGGUGGCCUCAGCUGGCAAACUUCGCCAGACAGCCUUAGAGACUAUUUUACUAAAUUCGGGGAAAUCAGAGAAUGUAUGGUGAUGAGAGAUCCAACGACAAAACGCUCCAGGGGCUUCGGAUUCGUUACUUACGUAGAUGCUGCCAGUGUAGAUAACGUCUUAGCUCAGCAACACCACGAAUUAGACUCAAAAACGAUCGAUCCUAAAGUUGCCUUCCCUAGACGUGCUCAGCCCAAGGUAAGACAACAUGCUGAACAUGUUUUAACCUCUCACAGAGAGGACUUUUAGUUUGUUGGUUGGUUUCUGU
This is a messenger RNA of Salvelinus namaycush (lake trout), 472 nucleotides long. RefSeq names its product RNA-binding protein Musashi homolog 2-like. Gene Ontology annotation, cellular component: cytoplasm. The record is from RefSeq and is a predicted model, not a curated record. Bases 88 to 453 code for a protein of 121 amino acids. Gene Ontology annotation, molecular function: RNA binding. The transcript is spliced from 5 exons. NCBI's taxonomy places the organism in Eukaryota, Metazoa, Chordata, Actinopteri, Salmoniformes, Salmonidae.